UUAUAGUUUGACGUAGCGUAGACGUAGACGCAACGGAGACGCACUGGAAAAGAUCAACACCGAAUUUUGUGUACUCGUGUUUAUAGAUGAACGCAAGCGCCUGACGGAACGUAAGAGAAACGUAACGUAACAUAAGAGAUGACCAACUUUCAUCUUUUACAGUGCGUUUCUUCCGUCUGGCCAAUCAUAAGGCAGAAUUUUGUUCUGUCACUCAAAGUGGACCCGCCCCGCCCCCUCAUUACUUGUGUUGUGUAAAAAGUUGAUUGUCAACAUAUUCGAAUUUUGUUAAUUAUUUGUUAAUACAAUGGAUGUUAAGUUAUUAAUUUAAUAAAAAUAUAUCAUAGAGUCAUUUCAAUAUUUCAGAUAAAUAUGAGUUGUUUAUUAGCCUAAUUCGUGGUUAUCCACACAUAUUAUACGAUAGGUAAAUCCAAUAAACAUUUAAAGACCAGGAAAUGAAACAAAAUAGUUGGAAAUCCCACGGCAUGCGGCACCAAAGAGCAUACUUUCGUUUAUUUCCUAAUCCAUGUAACACACAAAACAGAUAAAUAUUAUAAUAAAUAAUAGUAUAAGUAUAAAUAAAUAAACAAUUACGGUGGGCAGGGCACGUGGUCCGCAUGCAUGAGAAUAGAAUCCCCAGAAAAUUGCUGAAUGCAAGAAUGCAGGGAAGAAGACCGGUUGGAAGACCUAAAAAGAGAUGGGAAGACGAAGUCGAUGAGGAUGCCAGGAACUUCCUGGGAACGCGUUCAUGGAAAAGAACAGCGGUAAAUCGAAAUGAUUGGAGAAGCUUAUUGAAGGAGGCCAAGGCUCGAUUUGGGCUGUAGUGCCAUUGGAUGGAUGGAUAAAUAAAUAAACACAAAGUUUGUUUACUGUUCGUAUAAUUUAUAGGCUAUGUUGUUGAAUUAGAAUUAAGUCAUUGUUUACUCUUUCUACUCAUGCGCAAAAAUUCCGCUACGUCGAUCUAUAAAUUGACAUAAUAUUUUCUUCCGUCUCCAGUCCGUUUCUUACGUCUACGUUGCGUCUACGUCUACGCUACGUCAAACUAUAAAUCCAACUUUAGACAGAAUCAUCUGACAACAGUCAACAGUGACAACUAAAUGACAACACUCUGACUGGCCAACACUGUCUUGCACUGGCCAUAGUGGCCAUGGCCAAAAGCCAUAGAAGAGUGGGUCCAAAAGCCCAAAAACCACAAACGUCAGUUAUUUCAAAUUUUGAUUGCAAUAUAAAAACGCAAAUGGAUAUAAAACAAGAGGUUAGUGAGGCGAUGUAUAAAGUAGAAAUACAUAAUGACGUGGAUGAUGAUUUCUUGAAUAAAUGUAAAAUUGAGAUUCAGGAGGAAUUCAAGAAAGAAAGCAUACAUGAUACAUUUGUUUAUUCAGACUCACAGCAUUUCUCCUCAAAGAUUGAAGUAGAUCCAGAUGAAAGUAAACUUAAACCAAUUGAAGAAAUAGCAACAAAUAAUGAAAACGACUUUCUCCGAGAAGAGGACACAUUGAAAAUUAUGAAAGCUUAUAAUGUACAGUCAUAUAAUAAAGAUCAACAUAUGAGUCAACGUGCUGAGGAAAAAACAUUAAAAUGUGAAAUAUGUUUUAAGCAGUUUAAUCACUCAUCUUCUCUGAAAAUUCAUUUGAGAUCACACACUGGAGAAAAGCCGUACAAGUGUGAAAUUUGUUUGAAUCAGUUUUCCCUGGCAAGCACUUUGAAAGUACAUUUAAGAUUACACACUGGAGAAAAACCUCACAAGUGCAAAAUUUGUUGUAAGCUGUUUAACCAAUCAAGUAGUUUAAAAUCACAUUUGAGAGUGCACACUGGAGAAAAACCUCAUAAGUGUGAAAUUUGUUUUAAGAUGUUUUCUCAGAAAUCUCAUUUGAAAAAUCAUUACAUAAUGCACACUGGAGAAAAGCCCUAUAGAUGUGAAAUUUGUUUUAAGCAGUUUAACCAGGCAGGAACUUUAAAACUUCAUUUGAGAAUACAUACUGGAGAAAAACCUCACAAGUGCAAAAUUUGUUUUAAGCAGUUUGUUCAAAAAUCUUCUUUGGAUGUACAUAUAAAAGUUCACACUGGAGAAAAACCUUAUAAGUGUGAAAUUUGUUUAAAGCAGUUUUCUUGGUCAAGUUGUUUAAAACGACAUCAUGUAAGAUUGCACACUAAAGAAAAACCAUACAAGUGUGAAAUUUGUUUUAAGCAGUUUUCUGAUUCAACUUAUUUAAAACAACAUAUGAAACGGCACACUGGAGAAAAACCUCACAAGUGUGAAAUUUGUUUUAAGCAGUUCACUGAAGCAAAAGAAUUGAGACGACAUAUUAGAAUGCACACUGGAGAAAAGCCGUACCAGUGUGAAAUUUGUUUGAACCAGUUUUCCCACGCACAUGCUUUGAAAGUACAUUUGAGAUUACACACUGGAGAAAAACCUUAUAAGUGUGAAAUUUGUUUUAAGAUGUUUUUUCAGAAAUCUCAUUUGGAAAGUCAUUUAUUAAUGCACACUGGAGAAAAGCGCUAUAGGUGUGAAAUUUGUUUUAAGCAGUUUGGCCAGGCGGGAACUUUGAAACUUCAUUUGAGAAUACAUACUGGAGAAAAACCUUACAAGUGCAAAAUUUGUUUUAAACGGUUUGCUCUUAAACAUUCUUUGGGUUCACAUAUGAAAGUUCACACUGGAGAAAAACCUUAUAAGUGUGAAAUUUGUUUUGAGCAGUUUGCUCAUCUAAGUCAAAUUAAACAACAUAUGAGAUUGCAUACUGGAGAAACACGUUACAAGUGUGAAAUUUGUUUUAAGAAUUAUAGUAAACAAAUUGAUUUGAAAAGACAUUUGAAAUCUCAUAAUGGAGAAAAUCCAGAAUAAAAAAAAGUGAUUUAAAAGUGAAUAUGAAACGUCACACUGGCACAAAACUUUAAUGGUGCGAAUUCUAAAUAGUUUAGUGAAGAACAUCAUGUAAAAGGACAUAAUGGAGGAAAACCUUAAUAUAAGUGUGAAAUUUGUCAGGGUUGUUUCGUUUUAAACAUUUUGUUUUAAUCAACUGUUUUAAACAGGUUUUAAACAUUUGUUUAUGUUUAAAACAGUUUUUGUUUAAAACAGUUUAAAACAUGUUUAAAACACUUAAAUUAAACAAGUGUUUUUUUCAUUUUCUUUAUUAAUAUGUAUAAUGAACAUCAAAAAAAAUUAUUAAAUACCUUAUAUAAACUUUUUAACAUAGGAUAUUAUUUAUUAAUUACUAAUCGGAACACAGAAAAAAAAAGAAUGUGUGUGUACUUUGUACGCACGUAAGAAGUUAUUUAUAUAAUUUUAAUGAAGUAAAUAUAUUUAAAAGGUUAUUUGUAUUCUAUUUAAAUAUUAAACUAACUUUAUUAUCUACCACUUUCAAAA
Messenger RNA from Diabrotica virgifera virgifera (western corn rootworm), 3361 nucleotides. Its product is annotated as zinc finger protein 345-like. Lineage: Eukaryota; Metazoa; Arthropoda; Insecta; Coleoptera; Chrysomelidae. The transcript is spliced from 3 exons. Gene Ontology annotation, cellular component: nucleus. The record is from RefSeq and is a predicted model, not a curated record. Bases 1145 to 2839 code for a protein of 564 amino acids.